This is a messenger RNA of Candida albicans SC5314, 2643 nucleotides long. RefSeq names its product Ssy1p (gene SSY1). NCBI's taxonomy places the organism in Eukaryota, Fungi, Ascomycota, Pichiomycetes, Serinales, Debaryomycetaceae. Gene Ontology annotation, molecular function: amino acid transmembrane transporter activity. The coding region runs from base 1 to 2643 and encodes 880 amino acids. Gene Ontology annotation, cellular component: membrane. The transcript has a single exon. Gene Ontology annotation, biological process: amino acid transmembrane transport. The record is from RefSeq and is a predicted model, not a curated record.
AUGAUAGACCUAGAAGGGUCAGAUAGUGAUUCAAGCUCAUUAUCAAUUCAUGAAAACAUACUUUUCCCCAGUCUAGGUAAUAGCAAAAACAAUAAAACCCGAAAUACACAGAAACUGUCAAGAGAUGACGUUAAUCUGUUAGAGACGAACUCAGAUUCAGUUAACCAUUUAAGAAGCACAUUUAUAGCACGAGAUCGUCAACUUCCCUCUUCCACAAAUGAUGACUAUGCUUUAGAAGAAGUCGAUUUGUCUGAUGUUCUGCCGUUGGCUAGCCGACAGCAUGUGGUAUCACCAUUUUCAACCACAAGUAUUAGCGAUACUGUAUCAUUAGAUAGUUCAAUCUUGAAUAAAAUUGCAUCCAAUAUCGGGGGAAACACUGAUGGAAUAGAUCAAACGGGGAAAUUUAAAUAUUUACGACUAUAUGAAAAAUGGAAAAAGAUAAAGAUAAAGACACAAGAUCAAAAAUUAACCAAACCAGGUCAAGAUAUACCACUACAAACAAUGAGUUCUCGAGCGUCUUCAGUGUUUAAUUUAUCUCAAUUAGAUGAUUUCACUAGGUAUGUGAAAGAAACAUCUUUAAACGACAGGAUAUUUCAUGAUUUACAAGAGAGACUACCGCAGCGAAACCAAGGAGGUCAACUGGGAAGACAAGAUGAAAAUUUCCAAAAUUAUUUGGAUUUGGAUUUGGAUGUUGUUGAUGAGAAAGAUUUGGCUGAUAAAUUUUAUCCCACCCAGGAAGAUGAAGAAAAAGAAACAGAUCGAAAUAAAAGAAGGUUAUUCCCUAAAAGAAGUAAGAAAAAAUCUUUAGGAAUGUCUGCUGAAUCAAGGACGGCGACAAAUGAUUUUUUGGAUUCAUAUCAAUCGUCAAGUUCAGAUGUUGUUAGUGAUGACCCACGUUUUCUUCAACGUAAGUUAUCAGUUCGACAUUUACAAAUGAUAUCCUUUGGAGGCACGAUUGGUGUUGGGUUGUUUUUGAAUUCAGGGAAAGCGAUUGCUAUGGCAGGAGGGUUUGGUGCCCUGUUAGCGUUCACUAUAGUAGGGACAUUGGUUUUAUGUACAAUAAUGUCAUUCUGUGAAAUGGUUACUUUUGUUUCAGUGAUUGAUGGUGUAUCGGGACUUUCAUCACGAUUUAUAGACGACGCAUUUGGAUUUGCUGCUGGAUGGCUAUAUUUUUUGAGUUUUUCUACAGGGGUGGCAGGAGAAGUAGUUGCUGGGGUUAUUAUGUUGUCAUAUUAUCCUCAUUUGAAUACUGCAACAAAUACUGGAUCCACUGCUGGAUUUGUCACGUUAUUUCUAGCUUUGAUUUUGGGAAGCAACUUGGUACAUAUUCAAUUCUUUGGUGAGUUGGAGUAUAUCUCGAGUCUAGUGAAAAUGAUUUGGGCGAUUAUUAUGAUGAUUGUAAUGGUGGUUUUGAAUCGAGGAGGAUUUCCUAAUACCCCAGUGAUGGGAUUCAAAUACUGGCAGUACCUGAAGUCUGAUUUUGCAAACAACAUAAUCUUUGGAUUGUUCCGACCAGCAUUUAAUCUUCAUGAUGAUGGCACAAGUUCUCCAAGUGAAGGUAUUGGUGGAGAUAAAGGUAGGUUUAUGUCCUUGUUAACAGCAAUUUUGGUUGUUUGUUACGCAUAUAGUGGAACAGAAAUUGUUUGUAUCGCGGCAUGUGAAGCUAAGAAUCCAAGAAAGGCAUUGCCAUCAGCUACAAGAAGGGUGUUUUGGAGAAUCAUUAUAUUCUACGUUUUAUCAGCAUUUUUGGUAUCCCUCAACGUUUAUGCUGGUGAUCCGCGGUUAUUACGAUACUAUCUGGGUUCGACAGGGAUUAGCCCGUCUGAGUUUGCUACUAAUCCAGCUGUCAUUCAAGCCGGUGGAGAACAUUGUUCUAUAGACUACAAAGUUGUUGCUGGGUAUGGGAGUGGUGCUCAAAGUCCAUGGAUAGUGGCACUUCAAAGCUCUAGUUUGUGUCAAUUUAGUUCCAUAACCAAUGGAUUCUUGGUAUUUUUUGCUGUUAGUUGUGGGAAUGCUCAAUUAUACGUUAGUUCAAGAACGGCUUAUUCGUUGGCAUUACAGGGUAAAGCCCCCAAAUUUCUCACAUACUGCAAUAGAUUUGGAAUACCUUAUAAUGCGGUAUUAUUUGCAGGAUCAUUUGGAUUAUUGGCAUUCGCUUGCGUUAAUGAAUCGGCAACAGUGGUUUUCCAAAAUCUUACCAGUUUAAUUGCAUCAUCGGGUAUAUUUGUGUGGUUUACAAUGUGUUUAACAUUUAUUAGAUUUUAUUAUGGAUUGAAAAGAAGACCCGACAUUUUGGAUAGAAAUGAUAAAUCAUACCCUUAUAAAUCACCUUUCCAACCAUAUUCAGCUAUUGUUGGAUGUAUAGGAACAUUGUUUAUUCUUUUUUCUAUGGGGUUUGUGGUGUUUUUAAAAGGUGAAUGGGACACAAUGUUUUUCUUUUCGAGUUAUGGGUCAAUAAUGAUAUUCACAGUUUUAUACGUUGGUUACAGAUUUAUUAAAGGCACGUCGGUGCCCAGUUUAGAUAAAUUAGACUUUGAUUCGGGGCGAACAGAGAUGGACCGAUACAUUUGGGAUGGAGGUCGAAGCUACAAUAAGAGAAAUGUCAAAGAAGUUGCGCAUAAAUUAGUGUCGUUUCUUGCAUGA